AUUUAUGCAGCACUGGUGUCUGUAAGCACGGGGAAUGCAUCAUUGACCCGUCUGUAGGUUACAGAUGUAUUUGUGACGCAGGAUACGAUGGCAGAAAUUGUACAAUUGAUAUUAACGAAUGUGAGCCCAUGCCAUGUUUGAACGGAGGCAAGUGUGUAGAUCUGAUUGGUAAUUAUACAUGUUGCUGCCCUGCUGGUUUUACUGGGAGAAACUGUGAAGAAGUAAUAACACAAUGUGGACAUAUAGGGACAAGACAGGGUCCGCCAUGUUUCAAAUGUAAGAAGUACAAGAAUGCAAUGUGUAUAACAAAGGUUGAAUAUUACAUUGUAACAGAGGAAGGAAAGACCAUUAAUGUGACUGAUGAGUGCAUCAACCCUUGAUAACAAAGCCUGUGUACAACAUGUAUACUGAUUGUGAUUUACAGCAUAAUAUUACUGUAUAUUUGUCACAGACGUUUUGAAAUCAUUACAAAUAAAAGCAUAUUAUAUAACUAUAGGUUAGAGUAUUAAAACCAAAUUUUAACCAA
Ruditapes philippinarum (Manila clam) is the source of this 526-nucleotide messenger RNA. Its product is annotated as fibropellin-1-like. NCBI's taxonomy places the organism in Eukaryota, Metazoa, Mollusca, Bivalvia, Venerida, Veneridae. The record is from RefSeq and is a predicted model, not a curated record. Gene Ontology annotation, molecular function: calcium ion binding.